AUGCCCACCUCCAGCAGCGCCAGCGUCGGCGCCAGCGCAACCUCCAACCUCAGAUCCGCAACCACCACGCACCUCCGCAAAACCUUCAAGUACCCAGCCGACGAAGAUGACACCUCCAUGGACGCCGACCGCGACGAACUCGACGAAGAAGAGCAAGACACGCUCAUCACGGACCUCGCUUCCUCCAACGCCACCACCAAUGAAUUCUACGUCCGCACUUUCACCGUGCUGCCCCUGCUCGCGUGCCUGCCGUUCCUGUACUUUUUGGUGCUGCGCCCGCACCGUCUGACGGUCCUGCCGUGUCUGCUGGCGCUGACGAGUCUGGGCGCGAGCGCGUUUGUCAUGGGGUUCGUGCCCCUGGAAGGGGUGGAUUUUGGUAGCGAUUCUGCUGGGGCAGGCGGUGGCGAGGGAAGGGGUGGGUUGUCUGACAUCGCGCACGCGCAGGCUUCGCGGCGGCGGGCGGCGGUGGCGAGUCGCGGGGGGCAAUUGGGCGUGGAAUUGCCGUUUAGUGUGCCGGUUGAUGUUGGGGGGCCGGUUGUUAGGUGGAUGGGCGUCUUGAAUGGCGGGGCGCCGGCAAUUUUGGUGGUGUUUGCGGUGCUGCUUAUGGAUGCAGACGGGGUAGGGCAGGGGUUUUGGCUGUUGUUGCUGCUGCCGGCUCUGAUGGCGGCGGUGGUGGCGGUGGUGAGGGCGGCGAUGAGAGAGAUGGAGAGGGGGCUACGGGAGCUAGGGGGAUUGAGGUAUGGGUAUAAGGGGGCUUGA
Messenger RNA from Cyphellophora europaea CBS 101466, 759 nucleotides. RefSeq lists its product as uncharacterized. The record is from RefSeq and is a predicted model, not a curated record. The coding region runs from base 1 to 759 and encodes 252 amino acids. NCBI's taxonomy places the organism in Eukaryota, Fungi, Ascomycota, Eurotiomycetes, Chaetothyriales, Cyphellophoraceae. The transcript has a single exon.